Sipha flava (yellow sugarcane aphid) is the source of this 1478-nucleotide messenger RNA. Its product is annotated as heterogeneous nuclear ribonucleoprotein L-like. Gene Ontology annotation, cellular component: nucleus. NCBI's taxonomy places the organism in Eukaryota, Metazoa, Arthropoda, Insecta, Hemiptera, Aphididae. The transcript is spliced from 5 exons. Bases 326 to 1429 code for a protein of 367 amino acids. Gene Ontology annotation, molecular function: mRNA binding. The record is from RefSeq and is a predicted model, not a curated record. Gene Ontology annotation, biological process: regulation of RNA splicing.
AAUAACAUCUGGUUCGUCGAAACCAUGAAAACGCACGUGUGUACUCCGAUUGCUCAUCUCAUUUCAUUCGUAGAUUUUUAGAUUCAUUGCACUCUUGCUCACAAUUCAAAACGGUUGUCUUGAAACCUUUUUUCUUUUCGUCCGUUACUGACCACUACUUACUACUCUUUCGCGAUGGACAGAAACCAACAGGAAGACACUCAACGCAUUUUGAUGAAGCCUGCACAUCGCCAAUGCACCGAGUGUAGACGCCGAUCGGUUUACAAUGGAGGUCGACAGAUGGAAGCAACCGCCGGACGCCGUUCGACCACGGAAUACGUGUUGAAUGUUCGAGACAGACGACCACGUCCAUCUUCGGUCAAAAGAGGAAGCUACGGUUACGGAAAGAGUAAUAAUAAUGUUUUCCGCGCUAGCAAUGUUCACAGGGACCAAAGGUCGAACGAAGUGCGGCGGAUCGACAGAAAGCCAGAUUCGGGCAGCGGAGAUACCGCCGUUCCGCCGGUCAUCGUCGUCACAGACACGGCGCGCAGGACCCGGAAAAACGCUGCUCGUACACGGACUGGGAAACAAAAUUAAUUGCGACAAAGUAUUCAAUAUGUUCUGUCUGUACGGCAACGUGACUGCCGUAAAGAUACUUAGAAAAGGACAGGUUCUCGUCGAGCUAAACGACGUCGAGGCCGCCAAACGCUGCGUGGCCCACCUGCACUUAUUGCCGAUGGAUCAACAAAAGUUGAAGUUGAAAGUCAAGUAUUCCAAUUUGUCUUAUAUACGCGACCAAGGAAAAGUCAUCAGAUUGUCGGACGGGACGCCGGCACAAAAAUACUACGAUACUAGCAAACUGAACCGGUUUUCGUACAAAGCAAAGUUUGUAAACGAACGUCGAAUCAUAGCACCGUCGAAGAUUUUGCAAUUCUUCAACACACCGUUGGAUAUAAACGGCUCGCAGAUUCGCAGGGCAGUGAUAAACGCCCUCAGUUGCAAAGACGCGGUCCAAUCAGUAACGAUUCUACCUCAAAAACAGCCCGAUGCUAAAUUUUCGACGGGCCUUUUGGAAAUGAAAAGCGUCGACCUGGCGGCCAAGGCUAUACUGUUGUUAAAUCACAUGGAGCUAGAAUCGUCGAGAUCCAAAUUCCCGUUCCUGAUGAAAUUAUGCUUUUCAAAAUGGUUGGAGAUACAGCAAAAAUCUGGGGAUUCGAGCGCCCUGGUUUUCAACGCCACGCCGCGCAACACUCCGUGGUUGUUCUACAGACAUGAACACCGCGUGUCCAUGAUGGAGUAUAAAGUGUCACGGGUAACCCGAGCGACCGAUGAAGACUGGCCCUGGACACUAUGGGAUACGAGGGACCGUACGAUGGAGGCCAUUGACCCCGAAGCCGAAACCCCCGAAGAUACCCAGUAUGGACCUAGUACCGCCAGGACUGUCAGUUGACGUGUGAACGUUCGGAGAUUUGGUUUUAUUCAUCCCGUUCGUGGGAUAU